Molecule: messenger RNA, 1746 nt
Organism: Eucalyptus grandis
Lineage: Eukaryota; Viridiplantae; Streptophyta; Magnoliopsida; Myrtales; Myrtaceae
Product: ribosomal RNA small subunit methyltransferase E-like
Biological process (GO): rRNA base methylation
Molecular function (GO): rRNA (uridine-N3-)-methyltransferase activity
Source: RefSeq, a predicted model, not a curated record
UCUUGACAAAACAACGAGUCGACCAGCAAACAAAUUCCAGCAAAAUGCUUCCUUUUGUGUCGGAAAAAAGAUAAAAGAUUGAUUAAAUCGGGGGUAAAUUCAAACAAAAGUGUUCCGAGGUCGAUUUAAUAAAGAAAAAGGGAUUUAAUAAUUAUUUAAAUAUCAAAUGAUCUGAAGAGAGGAAAAAGAACAAACAAGAGGGAGCGAAACGAGCAUUGGAGUAGAUUCUCCCCAGAACGAAGCAGAACUGCUCCGGAGCUUGAGAGCUCUGGGAAACAAAGGGAAGAUCCGAAUGCAAGCUCAUCGACCCACGUUCCACCACUUUGCCGCCCUCUCGAACGGAUGGCGGCACCGGACGUCCAAGUUCCGAGCUUUCUGUAGCUCCUCCUCUUCUUCUUCCUCGGAUUACUCCAACCAGUCUCGCGGCGGGCUCCCUCGCUUCUUCUCCGACGUCCUCCCUCCCUCCGAGGGUGGGGUGGUUCGCGCAGGAGAUGAAUUCUGGCAUAUGACCAAAGUGUUGAGGUUGAGUACCAACGACAGGGUAGAGCUCUUCAAUGGGAAGGGAGGAUUAGUGAGGGGGAACAUUCAGAGCAUUGAUCGGGCUGGAUUGGACUUCAUGGCUCAGGAAGACCCGAAAACGGUCCCUCCUCAGAUGCCGCAGUGGCAUGUAUUUGCUGCUUUUGGAACUCUAAAGGGUGGUCGAGCCGAUUGGCUUGUUGAGAAAUGUACGGAGCUGGGGGCGAGCAGUGUAACUCCUCUGCUGACUGAGCGAUCUCCUUCAGUCUCAGAAAAUAGGGUCGACAGGCUACAACGGCUCAUCUUAGCUGCAUCAAAGCAAUGUCAGCGGCUUCAUGAAAUGGUACUUAAUCCUCCACAAAAAAUCAAUGACAUUCUACCUUAUAUUCAGAAGUCAAAGCUAUCUUUACUCGCUGUUGCAGAAGCUCCUUCUCUUAUGAGUGCAUUGACUUCAAGCAGAAUUGAACCUGAUGGGAUUAUGAUUGUUGGACCUGAAGGAGGUGCUACUGCUGUUGGCCUAGGGCCACAUCGCCUACGGGUAGAAACUGCCACAAUAGCCCUUCUGGCAACGCUCAUGUUAUGGUCUGAUCAUCAUCAAGUGACUAAAGCUUGAUUGCUUGUUCAUGCCAGCAUCUUCGUCCGGCUUGGUGCUUAUAUCACCCAUGUCAAAAGGAUGAAGCACCGAGCAUGUAUGUUGCAGAUGAAGCUCCACUUAUUAAAUCACAUUUUAACUUGUACUCAGGAUCAGUGGAAGAGAAGACUUACUCGGAGAUGCGGCAUUCCAUUUGCAGCUGCACCAGUGAGGUGAUUAGAAUUCAGAUUACUGUUUAGUAGACAUGGAUGAAAGACAGCAGUGUCGUUUAAGAGAUAAUUAGCUGUUCUUUUUCUUCUUCUUUUCUUUUCUUUUUUCUCCAAGAAAGAAGCCAAUUUGAUGAGGCAGUGAUCUAUCUAGAAAUCUUGAACAAAAGGGGUUAGCAAAGGUCAAAGCUCAGGCCAGUAUUGUCGUCGAUGUUGCUUUUGGCUCAGGGAUGGGGAAAAUUCAAUGUGUUUGACUCUCAGGUUUUGGCAGGCGGAGGAUGUGAAUGCCGGGUGCAUUUGUGGAAAACUAUGAGAGAGCGUGUGGAGUCCAAGUGCCGUUUCCAUUCACGAUGUUGUUGUCCGUAUUUGGUGGGCGGUGGUUUCGAUUAACUGAGGUUGGGUGGUAAUGUAACGUGAUCGUUUUGGUCAGCA